AUGACAUCUUCCAAUUCCUGCCCUAACAUUCAUAGGCUAGAAGCCCAGAUUCUGGCAGAUAUUCAACCCAUUCAGGUGACCUGGAUGCUGGGUGAUCGAGAAUUGGUGCAGUCGGAUCGUGUAGAGAUGACUUUCCUCGAGGACACUGGAGUCGCUCGACUUGUGAUCCGGAAAGCAAGCCAACCCGACUCGGGUCAGUACACCUGCGUGGCUACAGGAGAUGUGGUUGAACCAACAACAGGAAGACGACUUUCGAAGACCAUCGCUUCGAGCUCAACUGUUAUUGUGGAAGCUACACCGACCUACAAAGCAGAUAUAAUCUUCAUCAAGCCGGUUGAAGUGAAUUUAAAAAGAGAACAAGAAGAGCAAAUCCUCGAGCUAGAAGCCCAGAUUCUGGCAGAUAUUCAACCCAUCCAGGUGACCUGGAUGCUGGGUGAUCGAGAAUUGGUGCAGUCGGAUCGUGUAGAGAUGACUUUCCUCGAGGACACUGGAGUUGCUCGACUUGUGAUCCGAAAAGCCAGUCAACCCGACUCGGGUCAGUACACCUGCGUGGCUACAGGAGAUGUGGUGGAACCAAUGACAGGGAGAAGACUCUCGAAGACCAUCACUUCUAGCUCAACCGUUAUUAUUGAAGCUGUGCCAGCAUACAAAGCAGAACUCCAGUUCAUUAGACCAGUUGAGGUGCAUAUGAAGCAGGCCGAGGAGGAGAAGAUUAUGGAGUAA
This is a messenger RNA of Protopolystoma xenopodis, 723 nucleotides long. The record is from the annotation of a GenBank genome assembly. Lineage: Eukaryota; Metazoa; Platyhelminthes; Monogenea; Polystomatidea; Polystomatidae.